This is a messenger RNA of Suillus discolor, 1380 nucleotides long. RefSeq lists its product as uncharacterized. The record is from RefSeq and is a predicted model, not a curated record. Bases 1 to 1380 code for a protein of 459 amino acids. Lineage: Eukaryota; Fungi; Basidiomycota; Agaricomycetes; Boletales; Suillaceae. The transcript has 12 exons.
AUGCUACUGUUUGUGCUAGCUCUUGGUAACAGACCAAAGAGUGAAUGGACAGCAUAUGCAAUUACACUACGGGUCUACGCCUUCCUGGCUGUUUACCUUCUCAUAUGUUUGUUUUGGCUAACCGGCAAGGCAUUCGCUAACAUUCCCAACAAACUGAAGAACAAUAGCGAAGGAGAUGCCUUGGGAGGCAAAUCAGUGCGCCUUCUCUCACACUUCCACAGCUCUCACAUUCACCACUUGCAUCUACCUCUUACACCUCCCAACGCAUCUACCAAAUCUUCCAUAGUUCAUCUAAUGUCACAAACGAGCACCCAAAGCGAUGGCCCACCUUCUGAAGUAGGUGCCUUGAAAAGGCAGCUGGCUCUUUUGGAGGCACAAAAUGCAGAGCUCCGCAAACUUCCAAUGGAAGAGAAAAGUGUAUGCCUUCAUCUUGAGGGUCGGGUAAUUCGCAGACUCGUCUGCCUUACCGAACGUGUCGAGGAUCUAAUCACAGAGUUUGAUAGACGCGUGACACUAGAUAUUGAGUUAGAUGACGAUGCUACUGUGAAUGAUCCUGAGGACGACAGGAGGUAUAGGUCAUACAAGAAACUAGCUACUUGGUGCCUGUCUGUCCGUAAGCUCGUACACUCAGUGGUCGAGGAUAGCGAGCUCUCUUGUAUAUACAGCAAGUUAAAUAAGGGUGCUGAUGGAGCAAGGGCCGACGAUACGACGCGACUCAAAGUCACCAUCGCUUCAUGGAUGAUGCAAGCUACCCCACCACCAAACCCUGUUAUUCACGGGCAGAGCAGAAUGGGCCGCGGGUUCAACAAUGAUGCAACCGGACGGCUUAUAUGCCCCGUAGAUUAUGACUGGAGUGACCCGGUUGUCCAACAAGGCAUCAGGGAUUAUCACCCUGAUUAUCGCGUUACGGCUCACUCUUGGCCUGCCUUUUUAUACGAGGACGAACGAUAUGACCCACUGAAUCCUAUAGACGGUCUAUUUAAAGGGAAAUUAUUUUUAAAGACAUUCAAAUACAUCUUCACAUCUCCUACCUCCGCAGAGCUGGACGACCAAGAGCCAACCAGCCCAGCAAUGCUUUCCAUGCAGGGUCCUCCGAAACAGCGAAGGACUGAUGGCAAGCGCCGAACUUCUGUGCAGCUUAGGUUUGCUUUGUCUAGCACAGGGUCAUGGCGUAUUGUAGACGAUGAGUUCAAUCAUCAAGAUUUCUAUGACAACAUCGUUGACUUCCUCGAACUUGCUGCGACAUCAGAUGCAGUUAAGGAAGUUGAAGAUCUAUUGCUUUGGUGGAACCGCAAGGUUUUUGGAUGCAAACAUGCAUCCGUCUAUCGCCCCCAAAGAACCGAGCAACUGUCUGUUGCUCGGUGUUCGAGCAGACAUUAG